UAAUGCGACAGUCUGAAAAAUAGUGGUGGACGCGUUGUGGGUUAAUAUAGGAACAAAAGAUAUCGUCUAGACGACCAUCUGGGAGCGGUGAAUAAAAGUGUGUCUGCAUUUUUAUUUAACAUGUCUGUUUUGACGAUAAUAGCUUUAUUGACAUUUUUCCAAUCCAUUCGGUCCCAAGAAUUGAUUUUUGCAAACACAGUGUGUCGUCAUGGCGAUCGCACCAUAUAUCGGCCAUACAAAACCGAUCCAUGGGGAGAUGUAAAUUUUUGGCCGGGUGGUUAUGGACAAUUGACAAACGUUGGAAAGCGUGAUUGUUUUGAAUUGGGCAAAUUCUUUCGGAAACGUUAUCGCGGUUUGCUUGGAGAUGGUUCUUAUUCGGCAAACAAAAUCUAUGUCGAAUCAACGGAUUCCGACCGAGCCAUAGCCUCGGCUUUAACAACGAUGGCCGCCCUAUUUCCACCGAAGGAAGAUGCAAAAUUUAUUGAGGAUUUCGAUUGGCAGCCAGUACCCGUGCAUACGUCCCCAGCUGGAAGCGAUUACCUUUUAGCUACACAACGUUCAUGUGAUCGCUUUGAUCUUGAAAUGCAACAAUUUUUAAGUGAAAGCUACUACAAAGGCUUAUUUAAACAACAUUGGAAACUAAUAAGCUAUUUGGAACGAAAUUCCGGAUCAAAGAUAAACACUCUGAUGGAUGUGAUGAUUUUGUACGAUGCACUUUAUGUUGAACAAUUGAAGGAACUAUGUCUCCCAAAAUGGGCCGAAAAAGUGAUGAUAAGCGGUGGAGAUUUUGAAUAUCUGGCACUCUCCGUGUAUCCAAUCCAUACCAGUACGACCGAAACAAAGAAGAUCAAAGGGGGAUAUUUACUGAAAUCGAUUUUCGAUCGGCUUACAAAUAAAACUAAAUCAACCCUGUCACCAGAUCGCUCUAUUCAUGCGUCUUUUGCUCACGAUAUGACGAUAGUUAAUGUUUUAAAUAGCCUCGGAUUAUAUGAGGUUCAUCAACCGCCAUACUCGUCGUGUCUUUUAUUCGAGUUAUAUAAACAAAAUGACAGUCAUUUUGUACAGCUUUUCUACAAAAAAUCGGCAGAACCAAAUGGAAUUCAGGAAUUGGAAUUUCCUAGUUGUGGCUCCAAAUGUACACUCGAAGACUUAUACGAAAUAUACGGAGACAUACUGCCAACACAACCUUUUGACCAAGAAUGUGCACUGCGUUAUGGAGAAGUUCUCUCACCGAAUGGAAAUCCUGAAAGUUAUGACAUUCGAAAAGUGCAGUUUUAGUUUGUAAUGGCAUACACAGUUAAUGACGCAUACUUCUUCAUGUGAUCUACUGUCAUUUAGAUUUAUCGCACCUUUCGUUUCCGUUCCACAAAUUGUAAUGUUACUUUAAGACGAAUGCCUUUAGAUAUUCGCUUCGAAAAAAGUAGUAAUAUUUUUUUAAAAAUAGA
Messenger RNA from Sitodiplosis mosellana (orange wheat blossom midge), 1445 nucleotides. RefSeq names its product prostatic acid phosphatase-like. Gene Ontology annotation, biological process: dephosphorylation. The transcript is spliced from 6 exons. The coding region runs from base 121 to 1278 and encodes 385 amino acids. Gene Ontology annotation, molecular function: phosphatase activity. Lineage: Eukaryota; Metazoa; Arthropoda; Insecta; Diptera; Cecidomyiidae. The record is from RefSeq and is a predicted model, not a curated record.